AUGUCACCAGAAUGCCUGACAGCUGUCUGCCAAAGUAGCUACUGUACAGGGCAUUUGGUUGGUGGGCUGAAGUGCUCAGUUGGGGGACAGAAAAAAUGUUUCAAAGACUGCCUCAAAGAGGCCCUCAAAGACUUGGACAUCAACCCCAGUAGUUGGGAGUCACUUGCCCAGGAUUGUCCAGCUUGGCGCAGCAAAGUCACCACUAGGGCCAAUGCGGCCAAAUACCAACAGACCACUGAACCACAGAGGAAACGUGCCACAUGCAAAGACAGAGCAACCUCCACCUCCACUGCAGCACCCACACACUCAUGCCCUAUGUGUGGGUGAACCUUCUAGUGUCAGUUUGGUCUCACUAGCCAUCUAAGGACCCUAAGGACCCACAGCCACUACUCUGAAUUGUGA
This is a messenger RNA of Porites lobata, 402 nucleotides long. NCBI's taxonomy places the organism in Eukaryota, Metazoa, Cnidaria, Anthozoa, Scleractinia, Poritidae. The record is from the annotation of a GenBank genome assembly.